AUGGCGUCCGCUGCGGCAAAGGACGACCAGGCCACGGCCAAGAAGACGCCCAGUGCUCUCCGGUCGGUCCUCGCCGGCUCAACAGCCGGAGCAGUCGAGAUUGCUAUCACAUACCCCGCCGAGUUUGCCAAGACGAGAACACAGCUCAACCGCCGAUUAGCAGACGGGCAGAAGCUCCCGUGGCCCCCAUUCGGAAAGCAGUGGUAUGCCGGGUGCACGACCCUAAUCAUAGGAAACUCGGCCAAGGCAGGCAUCAGAUUCGUCGCAUUCGACCAGUACAAGAGGCUCCUCGCCGAUGCCGACGGCAAGCUCUCGGGCCCCCGAACGGUGCUGGCGGGUUUCGGAGCCGGUGUCACCGAGUCGCUGCUAGCCGUGACGCCCACCGAGAGCAUCAAGACGACGCUGAUCGACGACCGCAAGUCGGCCAACCCCCGCAUGCGCGGCUUCCUGCACGCCGUGCCCAUCAUCGCGCGCGAGCGGGGCAUCCGCGGCUUCUUCCAGGGGUUCGUGCCGACGACGGCCCGGCAGGCCGCCAACUCGGCCGUGCGGUUCGGGUCCUACACGACGCUCAAGCAGCUGGCCGAGAGCUACACGGCGCCCGGCGAGAAGCUCGGCGCCGUGGGCACGUUCGCCAUGGGCGGGCUCGCGGGCCUGAUCACGGUGUACGCGACGCAGCCGCUCGACACGAUCAAGACGCGCAUGCAGAGCAUCGAGGCCAAGUCGCUGUACGGCAACAGCGCGCGGUGCGCGGCCAUCAUCUUCAAGCAGGAAGGCAUCCUGACGUUCUGGAGCGGCGCGCUGCCCCGGCUCGUGCGGCUGGUCAUGAGCGGCGGCAUUGUGUUCACCAUGUACGAGAAGGCGAUGGACCUGUUCGACACGCUCGAUCCCGAGUCCAAGUACAUUUAA
Molecule: messenger RNA, 906 nt
Organism: Thyridium curvatum
Lineage: Eukaryota; Fungi; Ascomycota; Sordariomycetes; Thyridiales; Thyridiaceae
Exons: 5
Coding region: 1-906 (301 amino acids)
Biological process (GO): mitochondrial citrate transmembrane transport
Source: RefSeq, a predicted model, not a curated record